Oryzias latipes (Japanese medaka) is the source of this 3061-nucleotide messenger RNA. It is a transcript of the gene b3galt1b, whose product is annotated as UDP-Gal:betaGlcNAc beta 1,3-galactosyltransferase, polypeptide 1b. The record is from RefSeq and is a predicted model, not a curated record. Gene Ontology annotation, molecular function: N-acetyl-beta-D-glucosaminide beta-(1,3)-galactosyltransferase activity. NCBI's taxonomy places the organism in Eukaryota, Metazoa, Chordata, Actinopteri, Beloniformes, Adrianichthyidae. Gene Ontology annotation, biological process: protein O-linked glycosylation. Gene Ontology annotation, cellular component: Golgi membrane.
CUUCUGUUUUCAUUUGAUAUCAAUCACAAUUGUCUUUAGUUAAGUUAAGUCAUUAUCUGGCUUUUGGGUCACUUCUGUCAUCCUCUUUGUUUCUUCCUUAAAUUUGCUUGUAGUUUUUAUGUUUAAGUUAAGAUUUUUUUCAUUUUUCUGUUUAUGUAUUUAUUGUUCACAAAGUUUUUUUUUUUAAAGUUCCAACUACCAAACCUGAUCUCCUGCAUGUCGGCUCCAACUCCAUCCGUUCCUGUUAGUCCCAAAUCAUGAUAAAGGUAAAAAAUCAUCAUGUUUGUCAACUUUUAGGAGCCCAUUUUCCAGUUAAGUUUCACAUUUAUCGAAUGUCUCGCAGCUUUUCUUUUUUUUUCCCACUCCAGUCAACUCUAAACGUUCACACAGCAUCAAUCUACCUUGCUAGUACAGGAGUGCCACAGCGCAGUCCCCCGGCUUUCUCAAUUUAAGAGGAUUGGUGAGGAAUUUAUCGGAUUACAUGGUGAUUGGACGGCCGCUCCUCGUCAAGCACCACGUCAGCCUCAUUGCAUCACCGCUGGGUUUUUACCCCCAUCGAGUGGGCCAGCCUGGCUUUGAGGAUGCUGGAGCAAAGAAGGCGCGGACCGCCUGGACCACGGGCGUGAUGGAGCCGUGAGAUGUAAAUGGGGAUGCGGCAGUAUUUCCAGGAGGAACUUGAUGUCCGUUCAGUUAUAAAGUGCUUUGCAUUAAAAAACAAACAUUGUCUCCUUCUCUGAAAAAUAAUCCAUUAUUGACAAUUAAUGUCAAACUGCACGCUGGAGCAGCUUCAUGCUGCCUCACCGUGUGGAGAAUCACUAAUGGAAAGAAAGCCUUAUAAGAUCCAGCUCAUCAAACUACACCUGAGAGCAGCAUAAUGCCCUCGAAAGUGUCGUGCCUUUACCUGUUGACAGUGGUCUGCUGGGCAAGCGCUCUGUGGUACUUAAGUAUCACCCGCCCAACAUCCACCUACGUGAGCCAAAUGUCUAUACCUAUAAGAAAGACGGUGAAAUCUCACAAAAACACCACCUUCACCAACAUCCGCACCCGCUCGCUCAACCCACACGCCUUCGAAUUUGUAAUCAACGAGCCCAAGAAGUGCGAAAGCAUCACCCCUUUUCUGGUUAUCCUCAUCAGCACCAAUCACAAGGAGUUCGAUGCCCGGCAGGCCAUCCGGGAGACAUGGGGGGAUGAGAGCACCUUCACUCAAAUCCACAUCCUUACCAUCUUCCUUCUGGGCUGGAACUCAGAUGAUGUGCUGAACCAGAUGGUGGAGCAAGAAAGUCAGAUCUUUCAUGAUAUUGUGGUGGAGAACUUUAUUGAUUCCUACCACAAUCUCACCCUGAAAACCAUGAUGGGCAUGCGUUGGGUGGCUACUUUCUGCCCAAAGGCGCAGUAUGUGAUGAAGACGGACAGCGACAUCUUUGUCAACAUGGACAACCUGAUAUACAAACUUCUAAAGCCAACCACAAAACCAAGAAGGAGAUACUUUACUGGUUAUGUAAUAAACGGCGGUCCAAUCAGAGAUAUGCGCAGCAAGUGGUACAUGCCCAGAGACGUGUAUCCAGACAGUAAAUACCCACCGUUCUGCUCAGGCACUGGCUAUGUGUUCUCAGCAGAUAUAGCUGAACUAAUCUACAAGACGUCAUUGCACACAAGACUGUUGCACCUUGAGGAUGUCUAUGUGGGGUUGUGUUUGCGCAAACUGGGUAUACACCCUUAUCAGAACAGUGGUUUCAAUCACUGGAAAAUGGCAUACAGUCUCUGCAGAUACAGGAGGGUUAUCACCGUCCACCAAAUCUCACCGGAGGAGAUGCACCGGAUUUGGAAUGACAUGUCCAGCAAAAAGCACCUCAGAUGUUAGAAGACCGAGGGAGGAGAAAAGCCUUUCUAAUUUAUUCAUUUUUUUGUUUUGUCAUUUUGUCUGUUUUAAUAUAUUACAAUGAAUAAUUGGUGAAUGCUGAGGGGCUCAUCACAAGCCUCCAUGCCAUUGCAGGUGUAUUUGUUAACAUUCAUGUUUCUGCUGAUUGCACCUCCUGAUUGUUAAUUGAAUUUUAAGGCUUGAAUACUUGAUGCAUACUUCAAUAUAACGUCAUUGCAAGGACUGUUUCUUCUUCUUGUUUGUGCAGCAAGUCCAGUUGGUGCAAACUAACCGGCAAAGACAGCAUAUCGCUCAGACAGCCUUGAUUUAAGCCCUCACUCUGACCUCUUGGCAGCUUAAGUGUCCUUGAGCAAGAGUCGAUACAAGCUCCACUGCUGUUGACCCAGCACCCUGACCCCAGCCAGCCAAAGGAGAAGAAUGUAAGAAGUGAAGCAUUAGAAUAUCUGUAGUUUAGGAGAGCCAGAAAGCAAAUAUGACCACCAGGCUGAUAUGUCUUGCUUCUCUCCGCAAUUUGUCUUUAAUAAGUCUUUAAAAAAGCUGCUGUGUACUAUCAAUAUCCAACCCCUAGUAAGCCAAGAUGAUGCUUUGAUGAUAAUUUUCCAUGAGAGACUCGCAGCAAUUAUUUUGAAUUUUCUCUGAUGACUUUGUUUACACGCUAUCAUCGCAUUGCCUUCUCGCUCUCUAAAGAAGUUAUGUAUAUUUACGCACUUUUUAUGCAUUUCCUCAUUUUCCCACUUUGCCACUUUGAAGCUGGAGGUAAUUAUGGGUCUCAGCUACAUCUUCUCAUUACUGCAGCUGCUGCUCUGGGUUGUUUUUGCUGAACAUCAGCAGCUGUUUCAGCUCAUCAGCUCCUCCACACAUCAAGAGACUUCUGUAUCACGCUGUGUAGGUCCGAGUUUCAUUGUCGCUGGGGCCGUUACGGGAUAGAUGUGUCGUCAUUAGCGUCGGGCAUAUAAGAGAGAGCCGCUGCCGACUGAACUUUUGCAGUUUCUUAGAAAAAAACAGCUGCGGCAGCCAAAUUAUUUUCUUUAUAUUUUUUUUUCCUGACGUUUUUUAGUAUGAAUACCUGCUGUGAUAAUAAAUGUGGCAACAACUCUACCAACAGAGGUUGUUGUUGUAAUCUAUUGUAUGCUUUUUUAUAUUAAAAACAAAUACUUGAAUAAUAAAAUGUGCUAAAAUCUA